Messenger RNA from Clupea harengus (Atlantic herring), 6300 nucleotides. It is a transcript of the gene fmn2b, whose product is annotated as formin 2b. Gene Ontology annotation, molecular function: actin filament binding. The record is from RefSeq and is a predicted model, not a curated record. Gene Ontology annotation, biological process: actin filament polymerization; cortical actin cytoskeleton organization. Gene Ontology annotation, cellular component: actin filament; cytoskeleton; cytoplasm. Lineage: Eukaryota; Metazoa; Chordata; Actinopteri; Clupeiformes; Clupeidae. The coding region runs from base 72 to 5060 and encodes 1662 amino acids. The transcript is spliced from 21 exons.
UGUGGACUGGUUGCAUUGCUUAACUUGUUGCAGGAAUGGGUGCACUGCCUUUGUUGGAGGAAACAUAAACGAUGGAGGAAAGCUGGAUUCAGGAGGUUACACACCGGCAUAUUAGUGCCGUCAAGGAUAAGCUUCUACUAUUUUGUGAACUUGUAGCCAUGCAAGUGGGGAUCAGGAAGGGUGAGGCUGUCGACAAUGUCUUUGGUGACACGUUUGAUGGUGAAAAGGCUACCUUAGGGGAACAGCUGCAGGAGGAGGAGGAGGAGGAGGAGGAGCAGGAGCAGGAGCAGGAGGACAUAUCCUUUGCAUCAGCAUCCUCCCUUCCGCUGCUGUCGUCAUCAGGGGAGAGUGAGCCCCCCUCACCCAGCCACUCACUAGCAGCAGCAGCAGCCGCGUCUCUUUCACUGGAACAACACACGCUGCAAAGCCUGUAUCAGUGGCUGAGCCAUGGCUUGAUCCCAGAGGGAGUACGCUAUAUCAAAAUCAUGGGCAAUCAGGACGGCAAGCUAAAGAGAGUAGCCACAACAGGGGAUGGAAGCGAUGGAACUGUGGACAAUGGAGGCCUCUGUGAUGCAGACGGCAGCACAAAGAAAGGAUUUCAUGGGAGGAAGCAUCAUGGCAAGCACAGUAAAGGAGGAGAAACAGGCAAAAAGAAAGCCAAGUCAGAGUCUAAAUCCUCUGUGUUUUCAAACAUCCGCAAACGCAAGAACCUUAAAAAGGGCCUUUCUGCAAGCUCCAAAGAGGAUAUAUUGGAUUCGCAGGAGGAGUUGGACAGUGUUCAGUCACUGCGCAACAAAACCCCCAAGCUCAGCCUCUCGGGCGAUGAGUUAGGACACUCUGAUGCUGACGCUGAGCCACCUUGUCGACCACCUAAGGAGAGCCAGCCGGCAGUUUCUCCUGAAAAGCCGGAACAACAAAGAGGCAGUUCGGGGUCUGAUACGGACAUUUACAGUUUUCACUCGGCGACUGAGCAGGAGGAUUUACUCGCUGAUAUCCAGCAGGCUAUUAGGCUCCAGCAGGGGGUAAUUAUUUCCACCCCUGAAGACGUGCUGAGAUGGACUAAUGCUGCGGAGCUGAAAAAGACUACUGCCUCUGAGACUGCUGCAACCCCCACCCCUGAAACACAGCCUUCCCUUUUACUUGAGGCUGAGGUAGAUUUGCCUUCCCCGGUUAUAGUAGAGAAGCAGCAGCAGCAGCAGGAGGAGCAGGAGAAGGAGGAGAAGGAGGAGGGGGAGAGGGAGAGGUGUGUAGCCACGGAGGUUGCUGUGAAUGGAGAGCUAAGCAGUUCUAAGGGCCUUUGUGUUUUGCAGUCUGCACCGGUGGCAGCUGCUCCAAUCCCUCAAGGGACAAAAGAGGGAGAGGGCCUGUGUAGCGAGGAUGUGUUAGCUUCACUACCACCCCCCACCACCACAAGAAAUGGAGAGAGGGGAGUUGACAGCAUGGUUGCUACGACAACCAGCAUUACCAGCUUUCCUGACCUCACUGCCUCAUUUGAGAGUGCAGUCGAGGCUGUAGAGGAGGGUGAGGAGGUUGAGGAGGAAAAGGAGCUUGAUAACAGUCCAAGCCUUACACCUGAACAUCCCGAAGAGACCUCUGUCUGCACAGUACCUCUCUCUGUCAGUAGUGAGAGCCAUGAGGACACCAUCUUGGAUGUGGAGAAUAUUUAUUUAAGAAGCAGCCUGGCUAUCUCUGAGCCAGUGGAACAUGAUGCAAUUAUUUUGGAUACAGACUGUACCACUGUGGAGGAGACACAGAGAUUUGAGUCCCCAGCCUUCAAGAGGCGGAGAAGCAUUGUUUCAGAUUCCCCAUGGUGUCAGGAGAGGCAUCUGGCAACUCAGGUGCUGAAGACACCCACUGUCACCAGCCCACAGGUCAAACCUUACCCCCCUAUCCAUCCGUGCUACAUUAAGACAACCACAAGGCAGCUCAGCGGUUCCAACAGCUGUUCUCCUGCUCCCUCCCCAUCCAACAGUCCCUUAUUCUCUAGGCGUCACCAACAGGAGAGGGAGAAGUUUCAUCUUAAGCGUAAGCGUUCCCACAGCAUAACUGGCCCCAUCAGUCGUUCCGCUGACUGGACAGAUGAACUGCAAACCCCUCAGUUGCCCCCGAAGGCUGGAUCUGCUGACUAUCUGGAAUAUAGGGGCUUGGAAGGAGGUCUGCAUGGUGGCAGCCAGCCUUUGAGCACAGAUCGCAGAUCCUCAUGUGGACAGACUUGCUCCUUUCAAGAUGUCUUCUCAGGUCGUACUUUGUUGGAGAAGUUCUUCCAGCAGCAGGAGGAUGCUCAGCCAGAGGAGGCCGAGAGGUUGUGCUCCCGUAUCCUUGCCAUGGGCCUUCUUCUACCCUUUGGGGAUUGUUUCCGUGAACCGUACAGCAGCAGCACCUCUCAGAUCACCCCAAAAUUCAGCCAAGACCAGCUCUAUACCUGGGCUGCCAUUAGUCAGCCCCCACACUCUUUGGAAGGCUUUGAGGGGCAUCUUCUUCCUGGACACCUCAAGGCCCUUUGGCCUCCGCGAACAGAAGCGGGGAAGCCAGGACUGAAGUUCACAGAGGCAGAAGAUAAUGAGGAACCCCAGGAGGGCCUUCCUAUGCUAAAACAACACCAGCAGGACGAGAUCCAGGAACUGCAGGAACUGCAGGAACUCCAGGAACUGGAACUGCAGGAGGAGUCAGUGUUAAAAACUGUGCGGUUGAAAAAGGAACAUGUGAAUGUGAUUCAGCAGCUGGAGCAGACUAUUGAGGACCUGCGGACCAAAAUAGCAGAGCUGGAGAAACAGUAUCCCUUACUGGAUAAGGACAUUAGCACAAAAGACCAAGAAUGUGGUGGGGAAGAGGGCUUUUUGAGAGACAUGUGUGAUGUGGACCUGCAGACUGAGGAGGAGGUUCGGCUUAACAGCUGUCUAGAGGCCAAAUCGGUCCAAACAUCACCAUUGGAGGAGGGCUUAAGAUUUGCAGUGCCUUCAAACUCCACUCUGACCUUCUCCCCUCACCAUCUCAUGCCAGGGCCUGCACCAGGGUUGCCUUCAGACCAAACCAUCACACCAGGCGUCUUGUGCCACUGCCAACAGACUUUACCACCACCUCCUCCACCUUUACAUCCGUCUCUGUCAGACUCUUUAGCAACCCCUCCUCUUCCAGUAAUUAGACACCCACCACCUCCGCCACCUCCACCGUUGCCAGGGAUGGGACACCCACCACCUCCACCACCCCCACCCUUGCCAGGGAUGUCACCACCACCACCACCACCCUUACCAGGGAUGGGUCCUCCACCUCCUCCACCCUUACCAGGGAUGGGACCUCCACCACCCCCACCCUUACCAGGGAUGGGACCUCCACCUCCUCCACCCUUGCCAGGGAUGGGUCCUCCACCUCCUCCACCCUUACCAGGGAUGGGACCUCCACCUCCUCCACCUUUACCAGGGAUGGGACCCCCACCACCACCACCCUUACCAGGGAUGGGACCCCCACCACCACCACCCUUACCAGGAAUGGGACCCCCACCACCACCACCCUUACCAGGGAUGGGUCCUCCACCUCCUCCACCCUUAUUGGGGAUGGGACCCCCACCACCACCUCCAGGCAUAGGUCAACUCAUACCCCAGACUCUGUCCUUUGGUUUGGGACACCUACCCCCACCUUUGCCCCUUGGCAUAUAUGCUUUGGGCAUGCAGCAUGAGAAGGCACCUCGCAAGGGACUAGUGGAGCCACCCAGACCCAUGAAGCCUCUGUACUGGACCAGGAUACAGCUUCAUGAAAAAAAGGACCCCAGUCCAACUCCUCUGGUGUGGGACAUGAUUGAGGAACCCAGUGUGGACUUCGAUGAGUUCGUGGACCUGUUCUCCAAAAGUGCUGUGAAGGAGAAGAAGAAGCCGCUCUCAGACACCAUUACUAAAUCUAAAGCCAAACAAGUGAUGAAACUCUUGAACAACAAGCGUUCUCAGGCAGUCGGCAUUCUGAUGUCUAGCCUCCACCUGGACAUGAAAGACAUUCAACAUGCAAUACUGAACCUGGACAACACUGUGGUUGACUUGGAAACUUUGCAAGCUCUUUUUGAAAAUAGAGCCCAACAGGAAGAGAUGGAUAAGAUUGAAAAGCACAUCAAGUCAUCAAAGGGAAAAGAUAGCGCAAAACCUUUGGACAAACCAGAACAGUUCCUCUAUCAGUUGUCCCAAAUCCCCAGUUUCUCAGGAAGGGUGUUUUGUAUCCUCUUUCAGUCAACCUUUGCUGAAAGCAUAACUUCAAUCCACCGCAAGCUGGAUAUCUUGCAGAGAGUCUGCUCAAAUCUACAAAAAGGUUCUGGGGUGAUGAGGAUUUUGGGCCUUGUGUUAGCCUUUGGGAACUUCAUGAAUGGAGGGAAUAGGUCUCGAGGCCAAGCUGAUGGUUUCUCCCUGGACAUCCUCCCAAAACUGAAGGAUGUGAAGACCAGUGACAAUAAAAGCAGCCUUUUGGCUUACAUUGUGGCUUACUACCUGCGGAACUUUGAUGAGGAUGCCACCAAGGAUGCCACCAAGGAUGCCACCAAGGAUGCCACCAAAGAUGCCACCAAGGAGACACGCAUUUAUCCUAUUCCUGAACCUCAGGAUCUUUUCCAGGCCUCCCAGAUGAAAUUUGAAGACUUUAAAAGGGACCUCUCCAAGUUAAGAAGAGACCUCGUAGCAUGUACAAAGGAGGUGGAGUCAGUGUGCAAAGUAUCUUCAGAAGAACACCUGCAACCCUUCAAAGACAAUAUGGAGGACUUCCUACAGAAAGCAAAGAUUGAGCUGGAGGCUGAAGAAACGCAGCUGGGAGAAACCCACGGGAUAUUCUUAGAUUUAACGGUCUACUUCUCUGUGAAGGCUAAAUCAGGGGAAAAGGAGGUUUCACCCAACGCAUUCUUCUCAGUCUGGCACGAGUUUUCGACUGACUUCAAGGAUCGUUGGAAGAAGGAGAGCAGAGUAUUGCUUCAGGAAAGAGUGAAAGCAGCAGAGGAACACUUCAAGCAGGUCAAGGAGAAGGCCAGCUAUAGUGUCAAACCCAAACAUGCUUCUGGAAUUAAAGCCAAACUGGGAAUUGGGAAGACUUGAUUGAUUUAAGAGAAAAUGAGAAACCCACCAACAGUGAGUAUGGACUAUAAACCCACUGCUGUUCUACCUGCUUCAUCAGAGGAGUGUUGUGUCUGAUUUAGGGAUGUCACGCCUCGUUGUGUGGAAUGCAACAACACCUACCCCCAUUUCAAGCUCACAAAAGAACACUUCCAGAGCAGAAACCACAUUUUAUCAUUGAAACCCACUCACAAAAGAACACUUCAGAGCAGAAACCACAUGUAUCACUGAAAUUACCACGGAGACACUAUGUGCUCUGGAAUCCUCCUUGUGUGUCAGCCCAGAUAUGUUGUGUAUAUUUUGCAAUCCUUGUUAAAGCAAUAUUAUUGUGUGUGUGUGUGUGUGUGUGUGUGUGUGUGUGUGUGUGUGUGCACGCGCGCGCUAAUGUCACUGAACAGGUAGAGGGAGGUGGGAGACUGACAGAGGAAGAGAGAAAGAGAAAGUGGAAUUCCAGUUUUACUGACAUUCAUAGACUAUGAUUGGACAGUGUCCAGUGGAGCCUUGUUUCAGUCCCCAGGUUUUUAAUGGAAAGUGAAUGAUUAAAUGAUUUAAAUGAUUUAAAUGCCCUUGUCUGAUUAAAGAAUGCACCACCUCUACCAGACUUAAGUCAUUCUAUCCCUCAUGCAUAUUGAAUCUUAGUAAACCAAGGGGAAAGCACACUUAAGUCAUUAUUAUCUCCACUGGUCCAGAGAGAGGGCCAUUUCUUUCUGUCUGGUAUGUUGUCCUCUGCUGACAGAGGCGUUGAAAUGCUGGGGACAUUCAGGACAAACGCUUUACAGUAUGGAAAUGUGGAAUGCUUAUCAUACCCUUUUCAAAAAUGGUGUCAAUUGAUCUUAGCAGUCUUAAUCAACCAAGAGCUUUUAGUUGUACUGGAGACAUGUCCUACUUGAAAGUGUUCAUUUGAGCAAGUGUGCUGCAUUAUGUUUGUGUAAAUUAAUUUGGCAAAAUACAUUUUCAUUGACCAUGCUUGACGUUUUGCCUAAGAUGUAUGUAAAAAAGGCAUCAUGAUCUAAUGUGAAGUAGAACAUACUGUGUAAUACACUUGUAGUACUUACUUUGUACUUCCAGCAUGUCAGUUUUGCGUUACAAUUGUCACUCGAUGAAUAAUCAAAAAGUUCAGAGUUUAUUCCAUGUGCAAUAAAUGUCUGUAUAUUUUUUGUUUUAAGAACAAUAUAAUAUAAUGUAAAAUAAAAGGAUAAAUAAAGUCAACAUUUUAUUCUGA